ACUGAAGUCACAAAAAUAAUAUUUGGCUUUCCGUUAUUGUGCUUAUUUCCUUAGGAUUAUAGUGUAUUAAGUGUAUGCAUUGUAUUUAAACUAGAAAGAAAGCAAAUACUUGUUUAGGAAAUAGGAAAGAAAUGAAAUUCAUGGCAGAUGAAUGCAUAUUCUUAGUAUAUUGUUUAUCAUUUUUGUGUUUGGAGCCCUGUAUAUGUAGUUCAAAAUCAAGGAUUUCAGUGCCUUGCUUUAAGUGGUGGUGGCGGCAGCAGUAAUAACAAGGUCAGCAACAACAGUUGUCAUCAUGUGCAUACAUGUGUGUUACAUUUGUUGUCUACACAUUGCUAAGUAUUUCACUUGUAUUAGCUUUCCAAAUCCUUUCAAUAAACCCCACAAGCAGGAAGUCUUAUUAUCUCCAUUUUAUACACGAGAGAUCAGGAAAUUUACCUAGGCUACACACUGACUUUGCAGUUUUAAAUCUGAGUUAAUUCAAAUUUGUAUUGUUCACUCUUAACUACUUUUUUAAAAUAUCUCUGAAUAUGUUGUUUUUCUCCUUUCUUGUGAUUUGGACUCAUUGCACUUUUCAGGGGGCAUGGAAACAGAUGAUCUUCAAAUGAAACAUGACUAGGCCUAGUGGGUCUUAUGUAAAUCACUUGAAUUACUGAGGCAUCCUCAAGGAACUACGGUAUUCCUUACUAAGUUAUUAACAAUCAUAUUUUUACAAUUCAGGUAUGAAAAUAUUACAGAUUCAUGAAGGUGCUUUAUUCUACAAGAUGUCAUCGAAAUGGAAAAUUUCAUGUUUAAAUGCUGGCUGGUGGACUAGAUGGUUUUUGAUUACUGCUGAUAAGGACUUUAAAAGGUUUGGCAGGAAUAGUUCUCCAAAGGACAUGGAUGAAAAUGACAGCAACCAGUCCCUGAUGACAAGCAGCCAAUAUCCUAAAGAAGUAGUAAGAAAACGCCAAAAUUCUGCACGGAAUUCUGGAGGAAGUACUUCUUCUAGGUUUUCCAGGAAAAGUUUCAGACUGGAUUACAGACUAGAGGAAGAUGUAACUAAAUCAAGGAGAGGGAAGGAUGGGCGAUUUGUGAAUCCUUGGCCAACAUGGAAAAGUCUCUCUAUCCCAAAUAUCCUCAGAUGGCUGAUAAUGGAAAAAGACCACAGCAGCAUUCCCAGUUCCAAAGAGGAACUUGAUAAAGAACUCCCUGUGCUUAAGCCAUAUUUUGUCAAUGACCCUGAAGCAGCUGGAGUGAGUGAAGCAGGCUUAAGAGUCACGUGGCUGGGACAUGCCACGGUCAUGGUGGAAAUGGACGAGCUCAUCUUUCUCACCGACCCCAUGUUUAGCUCUCGUGCUUCACCGUCGCAGUACAUGGGUCCAAAGCGCUUUCGGCAGGCACCGUGCUCUGUCAGUGAGCUCCCCCACAUAGACGCGGUCCUCAUCAGUCACAACCACUACGACCACCUGGACUACAGUGCUGUCAUCUCUUUGAACGAGCGGUUUGGUAACGACUUGAGGUGGUUUGUGCCGUUGGGUCUCCUCGACUGGAUGCAGAAAUGUGGCUGUGAGAACGUGAUCGAGCUGGACUGGUGGGAGGAGAACUGUGUCCCCGGACAUGACAAGGUCACCUUUGUCUUGACACCUUCCCAGCACUGGUGGUUUAUGAAAUACCAGCAUGUGGACCCAGAAGAAGCUGUAAGGAUUCACAUUGAUGUUCAAGCAAAGAAAUCUGUGGCCAUUCACUGGGGAACUUUUGCCUUAGCAAAUGAGCAUUACUUAGAGCCUCCAGUGAAACUCAGUGAGGCCCUAGAAAGGUAUGGACUUAAGAAUGAAGACUUUUUUGUCUUGAAGCAUGGAGAAUCAAGAUACGUACAUACCAGUGAUGAAAGCUUUGAAUAAAUAUGAGCACAGGAGCUUUUAAUGAAAUAAAUUUGAUAUAAAUUUGAAAGUAUGUGAUUAUGAUUUUUUACAUUAGGAAACUUCCUUUACAUUUGCAAGUUUCUGUUUUAUGUAGUAACUUUACUAAUGCGAUUGCCAGUUCACAUAAACAAAGAGUUCAGGUAUGGGUUAAGUAAUGAAUUGGCUAAACCUGAUUUUAAAGACUCAUUUCUGUUCUUUUCUUAAGGGCCUUCUGCAAGGUUAGUCAAGGCUAUGUACAUAAGUAGGUAUUUUUCAGAGGACUGCUAACAUACAUGUAUUUCUUACAUUCACACUAGAGUAAUGAUAAAAUUGCUUAUAGCACUUCUUACUCUGAGUAGCUUACAUGCCAAAUAUUAAGUGAUAUAUUUUUUAAGCAUAAAAACAUAGAAGAGGUUAGGCUAAGUUACAUUUGUAAAGACAUUUUUUAUAAAAGGAACAGUAUAUUUCUAUUGCAUGCUUGCAAUCCCUAAAUCAAAAGCCCCGACAGAAUAAGGGAGUGUGAUUAUGAGAAUGUGAUUCACGAAAUUUUCUAUUUUUAAUCUAAAUGUCAGACGCUAAGCACAAAUAUAGCUGCAAGGAAAUAUUUUACAAAGCUAAAUGCAGAUCUUAAGUGUUAAUAUACCAUGCACUUUGAAUUAAAUUUUAUUCUCUCUGUA
Messenger RNA from Myotis davidii, 2557 nucleotides. RefSeq names its product N-acyl phosphatidylethanolamine phospholipase D (gene NAPEPLD). The record is from RefSeq and is a predicted model, not a curated record. Lineage: Eukaryota; Metazoa; Chordata; Mammalia; Chiroptera; Vespertilionidae. The transcript has 5 exons. Gene Ontology annotation, biological process: N-acylphosphatidylethanolamine metabolic process; N-acylethanolamine metabolic process. Bases 720 to 1880 code for a protein of 386 amino acids. Gene Ontology annotation, molecular function: N-acylphosphatidylethanolamine-specific phospholipase D activity. Gene Ontology annotation, cellular component: cytoplasm; membrane-bounded organelle.